Scatophagus argus is the source of this 6754-nucleotide messenger RNA. RefSeq names its product chloride channel 2c (gene clcn2c). Gene Ontology annotation, cellular component: membrane. The record is from RefSeq and is a predicted model, not a curated record. Bases 254 to 2998 code for a protein of 914 amino acids. Gene Ontology annotation, molecular function: voltage-gated chloride channel activity. Gene Ontology annotation, biological process: transmembrane transport; chloride transport. NCBI's taxonomy places the organism in Eukaryota, Metazoa, Chordata, Actinopteri, Scatophagidae. The transcript is spliced from 25 exons.
CACUUCAAACCACCUAAGUCCCGCCUCACAGUGUGUUUCUUGCUGGGGACUUGAAGCUAUAAAAUGAAGGAACUUACUAUAACCGGGACGCAUUCUGUAGCUGGAGUUCCCUUUGUGAACUCCUAUACAGACACUAAAGUCAGUCCAAUGCUUUAAUCACCGAGCACAGAGAGAAAUAUCGCUUUCCUCUCACUUCGAAUCUGAAAAGAGUUCACCAAGUCACCGGCCAGAGACAGACAGACAGAGCAGAGCCAUGGCAGGGGACGGGUCAGACCAGCGGGCGCUGCAGUAUGAGCAAACUCUGAUGUAUGGGCGCUACACCCAGGACCUCGGGGUGUUUGCGAAAGAGGAGGCCGCUCGGCUGAGGGAGAGCGGGCAGAGGCGAUCGCUCAGCGACCGAAGCCGGAAUCUGGACCUGUUGGAGUACGACAAGGGGCGCUGUGCCAAGUGUCGCAUCUGCACAGUUCGCUGUCAGAAGUUCCUGAUCUCGCGGGUCGGGGAGGACUGGAUCUUCCUCAUCCUGCUGGGACUCCUCAUGGCCCUGGUCAGCUGGGUGGUGGACUUUUGCAUCGCCAUCUGUCUACAAGCGCAGAAAUGGAUGUACGGUGGUCUGGACAGUAACGUGUUUCUGCAGUAUCUGGCCUGGGUCACCUAUCCUGUUGUCCUCAUCACCUUCUCUGCUGGCUUCACCCAGAUUCUCGCCCCUCAGGCUGUUGGUUCGGGUAUUCCAGAGAUGAAGACCAUCCUGAGAGGAGUUGUGCUAAAGGAAUACCUCACCUUCAAAACUUUUGUGGCCAAAGUCAUCGGGCUCACCUGUGCUCUGGGCAGCGGCAUGCCCCUGGGCAAGGAGGGUCCGUUUGUACACAUUGCCAGUUUGUGUGCUGCUCUCCUCAGCAAGUUCAUGUCUCUGUUUGGAGGAAUCUAUGAGAAUGAGUCGAGAAACAUCGAGAUGCUGGCUGCAGCCUGUGCUGUGGGAGUGGGCUGCUGUUUUGCUGCCCCUAUAGGAGGUGUGUUGUUCAGUAUUGAAGUAACAUCCACGUUCUUUGCGGUGAGGAACUAUUGGAGAGGUUUCUUUGCUGCUACCUUCAGUGCCUUCAUCUUCAGAGUGCUGGCUGUUUGGAACAGAGAUGAGGAGACCAUCACAGCUCUUUUUAAAACACGUUUCCGGCUGGACUUUCCCUUUGACCUCCAGGAGCUUCCUGCCUUUGCCGUCAUUGGUAUUGCCAGUGGAUUUGGUGGGGCUUUGUUUGUCUACCUGAACAGACUGAUUGUCCAGUUCAUCAGGAAACAGAAGGCCAUCAACAGAUUCCUCAUGAAGAAACGUCUGCUGUAUCCUGCACUGGUCACUUUACUUGUUUCCACACUGACGUUUCCUCCUGGCUUUGGACAAUUUAUGGCUGGCAAGCUGACCCAGAAGGAGUCUCUUGUGACUUUACUGGACAACCGGACGUGGGCCAAACAGGGCAUCGCUGAGGAGUUUGACUACAUCGGACACUCUCAAGCCUGGAAACACCCACAGGUCAACGUCUUCGUCACCCUGGUUCUCUUCAUUGUCAUGAAGUUCUGGAUGUCUGCCCUGGCCACCACCAUCCCUGUGCCCUGCGGGGCCUUCAUGCCAGUGUUUGUCAUUGGGGCAGCCUUUGGUCGUCUGGUUGGAGAAAGCAUGGCAGCCUGGUUCCCAGAUGGCAUUCACACAGAUGGCACCAUCUACCCCAUAGUGCCAGGAGGCUACGCUGUCGUCGGUGCAGCGGCCUUGUCGGGAGCGGUCACCCACACGGUUUCCACCGCAGUCAUCGUGUUCGAGCUGACUGGCCAAAUCUCCCACAUCCUGCCGGUGAUGAUAGCAGUGAUCCUGGCCAAUGCCGUGGCCCAGUCCCUGCAACCCUCCCUCUAUGACUCCAUCAUCAGGAUCAAGAAGCUGCCCUACCUCCCAGAGCUGGGUUGGGGACACCAUGAGAAGUAUAACAUUCGAGUGGAGGACAUCAUGGUUCGAGACGUGCGGUACAUCACACUCAACUGCUGCUACAGAGACCUGCACAACGUCCUGAUGACCGGCCACCUGAAGACUCUGGCACUAGUGGAGUCAGCGGAGUCCAUGAUCCUGUUGGGUUCCAUUGAGCGCGCCCAGCUCCAGUCGCUACUUUCCCAGCAGCUCGGUCGCCCCAGGCGGCUAGAGUACAUCCGGGAAAGAGCCAUCGCGGAGAAGAAGCGCCUGUCGGUUGUAUCAAAUCCAGGCAGCGAGGAUGGCGGUCAGCGGGUCAGUCAGGAGGUCCGCUUCCAGAUCUCUACUGAGGAGUCAACUUUCAGUCCUGUUCGUCCAGUUGCUCAAAAGCCCCUCAAACCUGCACUGAAGAGGCCCUCUGUGGUGGAGCGACCCACCGAGAUCCCGACCAGCCCACAUGAUAAUUCAGGCAUUGCUUUGAAGAACCUGUUCUGCGCCAGUCCAGACACAGAAGGCCUGGAGAAAAACAACAACAUGGAGAGCCCCGCUUCUCCUGAACACAGGAGGCCGUCAAAACGAGUCCGGAUAUCCGUCGUGGAACCACCACCCAGCUUAAAGAGUUUCUCUGGGGACGACGGCGAUGUGGAGGAUGACAUGACUAUUAGAGAGAUUGCAGAGUGGGAGGAGAUGCAGCUUGAUGAGCAGGUCAACUUCAACAACUGCAAGAUCGACCCCGCCCCGUUCCAGCUGGUGGAGCGCACAUCGCUGCAUAAGACCCACACCAUCUUCUCCCUGCUGGGCCUCGACCAUGCCUACGUCACCAGCAUCGGGCGCCUCAUUGGUGUGGUUUCUCUGAAAGAGCUUCGCAAGGCCAUUGAGGGCUCUGUGACAGUGAAAGGAGUGAAGGUGCGUCCUCCUCUGGCCAGCUUCCGGGACAGUGGCACCAGCAGCAGCGAGAACGAAGCCACGGAGCUCCACAAGCUGUGGGAUCGCCACAAGAGCAUGUCGCUGCCUCGUGAACAUACCCCCUCUGAGUCAGAUGAGAAAUCCCAGUGAGAGAAAGUAGAGGGGGAGGAGGGAGGAGAAGGAGGAGGAGGCAUUGAGAUCUUUAACCACCCAAAGCCACAAACGUGCAAAAAUCCUCAGGGCUUAGGAUCAAUAUUUAAUUCUGAAAGGAGUUCUCCUGCUACUCCAGCCUCUUCGUAACUCCUCAUUUCUCUCCUCCAGCCACUUUGAUUCAUGGACCCACCAGUGCUAUCCCCAGGGGUCUUGCACUGACCAAGCCAGACACUCCCCAGGUGAGUGGAACACAACUCAACCUGUGCCCUGCUCUCCAUUGACCCUCGGGAACCAACAGCAAAGCGAAAGUGGAUUGGGAGCAGCAAAAAAGACACAUAGUGGUAAAAUUCAACAAGGGACUGGUACUGGGUUUAAACAUUUAAAAGGGAGUUUUGUUUAGCAGUCUUUGCUUAGCUUGUGUAUCUUUAGAGUUGGGAUCAAAGUUUGGACCUGCAAAAGUUUGGAACACGUCUUCCACUUAAGUAGAGAAAUUCAGCAAGAUGACAAGGAAGAAUAAUGUAUGCGUGUAAUGUGUGUGAAAUGAGAUGAUGUGUGUAUGCGUGAAGAUGAGGUAGCAAACGAACUUAUAUUAUUUUUUUUUAUUGCCUUUAGAACACAUUUCUGUCUUCGUUUCUGCUUGAAUGAUUUUAUUCUGAUUGAUCAGGUGGUCUGGGUUUAACUGGAAUUUGCCAUAGUACCAUUUCUUUGUAAGUUGCUCAACAGUUUGUCCCAUUGACAAGUACUGGCCUAAGAGGACAGAUGCCUUAGAUUUUCGUUUUUUUUUUUUUCCUGGUUUCCAUUUUUUGCUCUUUUCCUUUGUCUUCUCAUCUCUUCACUGCAAGUCUUAAUGGUCAGUUUGAGAGUGCAGUCUUUGCAAGCAGACAUGCCUUUUGGCAGCGAUGGAAACACCUGUAGCCCUUUUUAUACAUACACUCCUUUCAUACUGUAGCUGUAGAAACACUCACAAACAAGAUGGCGGAGAUGCACUCAGAGAGUCGAGGUAUUCUGCUUAUCUAAAUAUAGCUCUUAAUAACCGUUCCCGAGAAGGCUGAGGUGGAUGGAGAGGGCAGGAAGCAAGGGAACAAAUGGAUGGCUGAAAGAAUGAAGACAUCAUUACCUAACCAGCUGCUCUGGGCCCUCGCAUCAAUCAGUCUUUGAUUUCCAUUCGAGCUAACCUUCAUUACUAUCAGAGACAGAGUAACCCCCCCACCAGCCAUAUGAUGUAAUGGUCCAGGGCUGAGGCAGACACUGUUGUGGAUAUACACAGCACCAGAUGACAACAUGUGAGCAGCUUGAUUAAUGAAGUCCAGUAGCUUGAGUGAACUGAACCAUGUUCCAGUGAGAUUAACCGACUCAAAAACACUAAAGAAAAUCCAUCACUGACUACUCAAGAGUGGUCAAAGAUGUCAAAUUUACCUCAUUUUAGUCAAAAGUCUGAGUCAGUACUAAAUUAUCACUUCAGUGCAUGUGGUUGACUGAUAAAACUUGGAACCAUUAUCGCUGUAAUGGUGUAAUGUUGUAAUGGUGUCUGAUUCAGAAAGCAGUCCAACAUGACAGAUAAUGUAAAGGUACUCUGUAUUUAAUAAUUUAUAUCUACCAUAAUGCUUGAGGCUUGUCUGUGUGCUCUCUGCUCAUCAACAGAACAACACUGAUUUGUUUUACGUCUUCUUUGUUUUACUAGUUGUUUUAGUUCUCCCCCAUCUCUCCAUCUUUUCUUAUGGUGGUCUACUGACCCAAAAAUACAUCUUCUAAGACACACUCCUUUUUUUGUUUUUAUCUCUUUGUUCUUCCUUUUUUUUCCUUUGGAAAAUUGAUGUCUACUACUAGCUACAGAAUUAGCUCUAUACUGUUUGGAUGCCUUUAAUAUGCACUCAUGCCCAGCUCCAUUGUGGUUUUCAGCAUUUGGUGCCUUGCAUGGAUUUUAUUUUGACAUCUUGUCUUGCUGCACGCCAUUCAAAGCAAAAUACAAACACUAAAACAACAUGGCUUUUGCAUGGCAGAGUGCAUGGAGAGAUUUGUGUUAUUUGAUCAAAAUGUACCAAAAGCAAAAGCUUGACAAACAUGAAUAUGGGACAAGUGAAUGAUGUUGUGUCUCAGUAUGUUUGCCACCUGAUGCCUGAAUGUUAUGUGUCUUUACAGUGUGUUGUUUUAUACUUCUAGUGUCAGAUUAUCUCACUAUGAUUGCCAUCGUCAAUUCACCCAAUGAGCUUUAUACAAUGCCUGAUUUUGAACUGGGGAUGGGGUUAGCGAAGUUAUGCUUAAAGAUUAAUAUAUUUAACAUCACUCCUGUAAUAUAAAAAUCAUAAUUUAAUGUCCUAACCAAUCUUAAAUUGUUGAUUGUUUAUUAUUAUUGUAUGAUACUUGUGGUAUUUUUUUCACAUUUGAUGAUUUUACAGUUUGAUUUUAAUGCUGUUUUUUAUGUUUCUUUUUUAAGCAGUCUGAUAGAUUCCUACUAGGACAUUUAUUUUGAAAGCAUAGAUAACACUAAUGGGGUGAAGGCUUGUGAAGGCUGACACGAAAACAGAUGAAGCUUGGGGAAAUUAAUGUUGAAGCGACCUGCAUGUGGUCUGUUGGUGGCAUGUUCAUUCCACAAGUGCCUGCAUCGACUCCUCUCCUUUAUCAAUAAGCAAUCGACACCGAAGUGUUCGGAUCUGGUUUUCUAGUCAUGUGCAUGUAGACGAGGCACUUUUCACACAUAUAUGUAAGUGGGGUGGAUGAUGUGUCAGCGCUGUGUGCAAUUAUCACCAUGGCAACCUGUCAUUGUCGUCGUAACAACUCUCCCACCCCCGUCUGCUCGCCCCAGGGGCUGACUGAGAUCCACUUGUCUGAUUUGGUUCUGUUCAUUUGUUUGUACUUUUCAUCGAUUUUCAUUUUUCUGCCUUCUGCCAGAGCCUUCCCCUCCACCGACAUUUCAGAACUUUUCAUCUCAUUUGCUACCAGACAGAUAUAGACUGAGGCAGAUGCAUAUUUAUUAGUCUUUAUUAAUCAAAGUAGAAGUUGUAAAAUGUUUUCUUUCUCAUUCUUUUUACGAAUGAUCUACUUGUAGGAAAUCAAUUUGUGCAAUAAUGGUUGUUCAUCUCACUUUGUAACCCAGUUUUAAUUGAUGACAAGAAUGCAAGAUAACCUUAUUUUUGUAAAGAAACCUGAAAAGUGUAAAAAGAUGUAUGUAUAUGAGAAGAACUGACACUCACACAGGAGCUUGUGUGGAACAAAAAGUGAUGUAUGAAUGACAGCUUAAGGGGGAAGGUUUCCCAAAAGUCUCAACAAAAGCUAUCACAGCCUCACUAGAAACGGCAUUAAGGUAUUUAACUGUACUGUUGGCACCUUUCAGGCAUUGUUUAGCUUUUGUUCAAGAACAAAAAUAGCUUAAAAUCCUCAUUUUGGCUUUGGGAAACCUUCCCUGUCUGGUUCUAAAAGGCUCUGUGGUGAAUUCGGCUGCAUGGACUGUAGCUGGCGCUCUCACACAACCCCCACCUGCCCACCCCACCCCCACCUGCCUUAAGCACUGAUACUGAGGCAGUUUUAUCAUGCUCCUCUCUAUCCUUUCCUUCAGUCUGAGGAGCUUUGAUAAGACUAGAUCCUCGCAUCAGCUUUUGAGGGUUAUCUUUUAUCCACUCCUUAGGGCUCUCAGAGACUGUACAUAUUGGAGGUUCAAACCACCCAGAGCCGAACAAAAUCCAGAGCUAUUUUUCACACAGAUAAAUGAAACAUUGUUUUGUAUAUCAGGGAUGAAUAAAUGAGAUUUUAACAAAC